UUUAUAUAGUCCCUUUUUUUUUUAUGCACUUUGUUCCUUUAAAUAUUUGAAGAUAUGGCACCACCUGUGACAGAAGAAGUUAUUUUUACUGACCAUGUUCAUUCAUGGGAGGAGAUUGUUCACUAUGCUACUAUCAAUAAAUAUGGUUCUGUUGAAAAUUAUUUAUUGAAAGAAAAGAUUCAUUUUUCUUCAGACUCUAACUUUUUAAUUUUGCCAAAUGACUUUCCAUAUUCAAUUGAUCCUGGUAUUGAACAUGUUCUGAUUUGGUCAAAGGAACCUUUAGCUGCUGAUUUUGUUGAAUCACUAUUAGAAAAGAAUUAUGGAAGUUCAGUUUGGGAAUGGGUUUAUUUUGUUAAUCCUCCUGAGUUGCAAAGUAUACCUCGUUUACCUCAUGUUCAUGUCUUUAUGAGAAAAAGAAUAACUGCAAGUCACGAUGAUGAUGUGCAUAUUUAA
This is a messenger RNA of Cokeromyces recurvatus, 453 nucleotides long. RefSeq lists its product as uncharacterized. The transcript is spliced from 2 exons. The coding region runs from base 55 to 453 and encodes 132 amino acids. Gene Ontology annotation, biological process: N-acetylglucosamine metabolic process. NCBI's taxonomy places the organism in Eukaryota, Fungi, Mucoromycota, Mucoromycetes, Mucorales, Mucoraceae. Gene Ontology annotation, cellular component: cytoplasm. The record is from RefSeq and is a predicted model, not a curated record.